Messenger RNA from Mucor mucedo, 1529 nucleotides. RefSeq lists its product as uncharacterized. NCBI's taxonomy places the organism in Eukaryota, Fungi, Mucoromycota, Mucoromycetes, Mucorales, Mucoraceae. The record is from RefSeq and is a predicted model, not a curated record. Bases 123 to 1529 code for a protein of 468 amino acids. The transcript is spliced from 3 exons.
GAAUAAGGGGGGGUAGUGGUGCUUAAAAAUAAGGUCUCAUUUCUCACUCUCGCUCUCUCUUUUUUUUUUCUUGUUUCUUGUUUCUCACUCUCUCUCUCUUUUUUGCACUCGUUCUUAUUUCUAUGGCAGGUUUAUCCAUCAACACAUUAAAACAGUCCAACAAGUCCUUGACUUUUUGUUUUUACGUUUCUGGACACGGAUGGGGACAUGCAACUCGUGCAAACCAAGUCAUUCUCGACCUUUUAAAACUACCAGCACGUCAUAAAGUUCAUGUGAUCUCUACAGCCACUGACUUUAUCUUUCAAGGUGUGAUAGAGGUAGGCGCCAUCUAUCGUCAUGCAGAUAUUGAUGCUGGUGUAGUUCAGCCAUUACCUUAUACCGUCGACCGUGACCAAACCAUUAAAAAUCUCACCGCCUUUCUCGAAAGAAGACCCGCUACUUUGCUUGCCGAAAUCGAUUGGCUGAAGCAGGUGGGCGCAGACUGUGUUAUCUGCGACGCCCCUUUCCUCCCUUGUGCAGCAGCGGCCAAAGUAGGUAUACCAGCAGUGAUAUCCAGUAAUUUCACAUUUGAUGAAGUGUAUAUGGGAUUAUGUGAAGGAGAUGAUUUAGAUGAGGAUAUCCGACAAAUGGUUCAACAAGUGAUAUUGGAUUAUAGACAUGCCGAUCUCCUUAUCCGAUUACCGGGUGCUAUUCGUAUCCCAUCGUUUGAUGAUGCUUCUGGACUCGUACCUCAUACACCGUUUAAUGUGAACUUUCCAGAAUCUUUUCGACGUAAAGGUGUGGCUAAUGGUAAAACGCAAUUACCCUGCACCAGUAUAUCCAACGUUCAACACACCACGCCCUUUGCCGAUUUAACACCUCCCUUCACACGUCGCAUCAUUGAUGUCCCUCUCGUCUUUCGUAAAUAUCGUACUCCGCGUGAACAAGUCUUGGAAUCUGUGGGCAUUCCUAAAAAAGUAUAUGACACACACAAGAUCUUGUUACUCUCAUUUGGUGGACAAUUACUAGCAGAUGGUACAUGGGGGAAUCCUUUACCUCCCGGUUGGAUCUGCAUUGUUUGUGCUGCCCCAGAUACCAUUGCUAUGCCCCCACUUUUUUAUCGUGCAGCUAAAGAUGCCUAUGUCCCCGAUCUCACAAACGCCUGUGAUGUGCUCCUGGGUAAAUUAGGCUAUGGUACAUGUUCAGAAUGUAUCGGCCAUCGUACACCCUUUGUCUAUGUGCCACGACCUCAGUUCAUUGAAGAACAAGGUUUAUUAAAACUUAUGCAUGAUCAGGGUAGUGCUGUCGAAUUAGACAGACAUGAUUUCGAGGCUGGGCGAUGGCAGACAGCCAUUCAACACGCAGCGCGAUUGUCCGGCACCUGUCAAGACACGCAGCUGCGUGUCCCUCACAACGGCGGAGAGAUUGCAGCUGCCAGUAUCGAAAAGUUCGUGGGUGAAUGGACCUUUCAUCAUUUAAAACUACAAUUACAAAAACAACAACAACAUUCGCCUUUAUUCUCUCCUGCUCCAAAAAUUAUAUCACAAUAA